UGUCCUCUUCCGUUUGCCUCCUUCACUGUCGCCUUUUGGUGGACCUCCACUGUCGUCGUCAAGUUGCGGCCCUGUCCUGCGCGUCGUUGAUGGCCGACCUCUAUCGCAGGCUUCCUGUGCUGCUCCUGGUCGUCAUUUUGCUUGUCGUCGUCGUCCUGUUCCACAUGUGCAUCAGCCUUAAGGUGCCUGGCCGUACACACAGGAGGCGUUCAGCAAAGAAGGGUGUCGACAUGGACGACUGGCAGCCGAAGAGCAGGGCGUUGUUCGACUCCCCCACCGCUCACCACGCGCAGCACAGCGGUGCUCGAAAGUCACAGCAGUACCAUCCGUCUGCGUACGUGCACAUACCAUCACACGAAAUUCCGCUGCCACCGACGGACGACGAGGCAGAGGAGGUGAUUGGAAGGCGCUCGGGUGGGGGCGGUGUGGACGCUACAUUCGCAGUCGACGUCGAUGAGCGGACGGGUCGGCAGGUGUGGGAAGAACAUCGGCAGCAGCUUCGUGGAGAUCGUGAAGACGCGAUAAUGAGGGUGGUUCGACAGCUGCAUGUCGGCAUAAGCGACGCAGAUAAAGAGGCGACGGUGGAAGUAGACAACUUUGAAGACAUCAACGAGGAAGGCGAAAACGACGAAGAGGCCGUUGUGGACAUUCGACCUGUGGGCAGGACGUCCAUGGGUGGUCGGGGAAGAAGCAAGAAAGCUUCUGCCGCGCAUGGACGAGGGACGAAGAAGACUGCAUCUAGCGGGAGCGAUGGCGAACUUCAAGGUGACAUGGACGUGAACGGUGAGAGGAACUUCUGGUUGGUGGAACACAUGGUCGCUCUCGUGAGGGCGAAACAAAAUCAGGAUGGGCACCUGGAGGGUAUGGGGCACACAUUUGCCCGCAUGAAGCCAAGGGAAUGGAAGUGGCAGGAUGUUCAUGAGAGAUUGAAGAAGGUGGGUGUCGCUAGGAGUGACGAGAACUGCGGGAAAAAAUGGGACAACUUGAUGCAGCAAUUCAAGAAGGUGCACAGGUUCAUGCAGGAGUGUGGGAAACCGGACUACUUCCAGCUGACGGGCAAGGAAAGGAGAUCACACAGAUUCAACUUUGUAAUGGAGCGGGUGGUGUAUGAGGAGAUCAAGGGAUCGACAGCGAAGAAUCACACCAUCCAUCCGAGAAACGUCACCGACACUAAUGCGCCGGGUGGUGUUGAAAUGUGGUCCGGCUCGGGGAGGGGAAGAGGCGAUGGCGGGGGCGGGGGCGACGAAAGUGGCGAGCCACAUGAAGAAGAGGACGGGUCGACAAAAGGUUCUUCGUUUAGUACGUGUAGCACUGCGGGGUUGGCGAUGAGGCAGCAAACGUUCGAGGCGUUGACGGACGUAAUGGAGAAGCACGGCACACUGAUGGCGACGGCCUUGGAGAGCGCGAGCAAGAGGCAGUGAUCGAUGUUGAUGCAGCAGUGCGAGAUCAUCGAGUCCUCGCUGGCUGCAUCAUCGAGUCCUCGCUGGGGGCGUUUGCCGGCUUGUCGAUGUAGACGUGAGUACAAUCGAAGCACUUAUGGCAGUUCGGGAAUCCUUUGUCAGCAAAUGCUCGUAGGAUUACCAACUUGCGCACCCCCGUCGGCCAUGAUAUCUUCUCCUGACACACCGCCAGCAGCGCAGCCGUCACGUCCCCAACCGCGACCAGCCCAGAAGCUCUCCCGAUCCCAAAGUUGCAUGUGCCACUUUCGUACAUCUCCCCCGAUGCCCACCUGUACAACACAUAAGCGACGAUGUGAUCAGGCUGCAGUGGCUCCCUGUAAAAGGUCACACACCUCUGUAGACGAGGCAACAAAGCUUCAUUGAUCUC
Chara braunii is the source of this 1827-nucleotide messenger RNA. Lineage: Eukaryota; Viridiplantae; Streptophyta; Charophyceae; Charales; Characeae. The record is from the annotation of a GenBank genome assembly.